Stegodyphus dumicola is the source of this 1765-nucleotide messenger RNA. Its product is annotated as methanethiol oxidase. Gene Ontology annotation, molecular function: selenium binding. Lineage: Eukaryota; Metazoa; Arthropoda; Arachnida; Araneae; Eresidae. The record is from RefSeq and is a predicted model, not a curated record.
UUGCAACUUCCCGGUUUCUCUUCUACGGCGUAACCUUGAAAUCUUCACGUGACCUUUGUUGCACGCUGAUAAAACUUGUCUUUUACACUUGCGCCUGUAGACCAGAGAUUGCAGACUGACGCAAAUGGCUGCUUCGGAAACUUGCAACCAGCACAUUGGCUAUAAAAGUCCACUGGCAGCUUAUAAUGAAGGACCCAGAGAGAAGCUGAUAUAUGUUACUUGUAUUUCUGCAAAAUGGCAAAUUACGCAAAAGCCAGAUCUCUUAGCGACAGUUGAUGUUGAUCCAGAAUCAAAGACAUAUUCACAGAUAAUCCACAGACUAGAAGUACCAAACCUCGGGGAGGAGCUUCAUCAUAUGGGAUGGAAUGCUUGCAGCAGCUGUCGAGACUGCAGCGUGCGUCGAAACAGAUUGAUUGUGCCCGGACUUAACUCAGACCGGAUUCAUAUUAUCGAUACAGGAACGGAUCCCAGAGCUCCUCGCAUAGAUAAAGUGAUUGAACCAAAUGAAUUGCACGAGAAAGCGAAAGCUGGCGCGCCGCAUACCGUACACUGUGUGCCGUGGGGUGACAUAAUGAUUAGUUGCAUGGGUGAUGAACAUGGAAAUGGAAAAGGUACAUUUGUGUUGUUGGAACAGGGUACCUUCAAAGUGAAAGGAACGUGGGAGGCUGAAGGUGACGCUGCAGAAUAUAAUUAUGAUUACUGGUACCAGCCGCGUCACAAUAUCAUGGUCAGUACAGAAUGGGCUGCACCUAAAACUUUCAGAAAGGGUUUUAGCCUCGAAGAUGUGCAAAAUGGUCUUUAUGGUCACAGCAUAACAUUUUGGAACUGGCGCGAAAGGAAGCCCUUCCAAAGACUGGAUCUUGGCGAGAAUGGUCAGAUACCUCUCGAAGUACGAUUUCUUCACAAUCCCGAAGCAAGCGUCGGGUUUGUAGGAUGUGCUUUGUCAUCCACCAUCUUCAGAUUCCAUCAAGAUGAAAAUAAAAGCUGGACUGCAGAAUGUGUCGCUAAAAUCCCGCCGAAAAAGGUGAAGAACUGGAUACUUCCCGAUAUGCCAGGAUUAAUCACGGAUAUCCUGAUAUCAUUAGAUGACCGAUAUUUAUAUAUCAGCAACUGGCUGCAUGGAGAUAUUAGACAAUACGAUAUAUCGGAUACGGAGAAUCCCCGCUGUGUUGGACAGAUAUUUUUGGGAGGCAGCAUCUGCAGUGAUGGAAAAGUUGAAGUUGUGGAAGAUAGUGAAUUGAAGGAACAACCUAAAAGGCCAACUGUAAGAGGUGUACCAGUUCGAGGAGGCCCUCAGAUGUUGCAGCUAAGUCUGGAUGGUAAACGACUAUACGUAACUAAUUCAUUGUUUCAGGCUUGGGAUGCUCAGUUUUAUCCAGAGAAUAUUGAAAAGGGUUCGAUGAUGCUUUUGGUGCAUGUAAACAGGGAACAUGGAGGGCUGAAGCUUGAUGAAGAUUUUCUGAUAGACUUUGGUACUGAAGGUUCUUACUUAGCGCACGAAAUGAGAUUUCCUGGUGGGGACUGUACAUCUGACAUUUGGGAAUAACUGCAAUUUGGUCUGCAUGAAGCAAGCCUUGUCAGCUGCAGUACUGAGCAACGGCACUUUUGCUUAAUAUUGAUUGAAAUUUUUAGUGUACUUUUCUGUCUUGAUUCGUUUGUUUGACUGUUCAAUUGUGUUUGUAAAAGAUUUUUUUUUGUAAACCUUUAAUGCUUCAACCUUGCAAUAAUUUCUCUAGGAAAUAAAUUCAAUGAAAUUUCAAAAAUA